ACAGAUGAUAUUGAUUGCGACUUCAUUUCCACCGCAUAACUUCCACGUGGACUCGACACUAUAUUUUCCUAUUUGUCAGUACAGUAUAUAUAGCUGCCCCGCAACCAUUGUAUGAACAGGUCAUCACGUGAUAUAUUCAUUUGUAUGAGCAGUGGGUUUCUUUGGCGAAGUACGUUACAUAUGUGUACUGCGUAUAUGCGGGCCACACAUAAAUGGAAAAUGACGCAAAUGAGACGUCCGUUUCACUCACCAUGCGCAAUCUAUUUUAUUCUCUCAUUUUUGAUCCACGAUCUCUCGUUUCACGUAUCUUCGAAUGACGUGGCUGACGCUAAAGUACAAUAUAUAAAGAAGGUUGUAUGCGAUAUCUUCUAUACAUCGAAAAGUGGCGGAGCACUAGAAUAUAUAAUUUACAAACUUGAUUAUUUAAUCUAGGCUUUUUUUACUAAUACGUAUUUAAUUACAAAUAUUAAUUUUACUUGCACAUAUGCAGUUACAUAAUAUUUAAUAACGGAAAUCAUAGGCGAAAUUGUUCGAAAAUGGGUCUUCUUAUGUCUAAACUUAUAAAAGUAUUUGAAUCUUUUCAAGACAAUCCAGCAAGAAUUUUGAUGCUUGGAAUUGAUGGAGCAGGUAAAACGACAACUCUAUACAAACUGAAACUGAACGAAGUUGUGACGACGAUUCCAACAAUUGGUUUCAACGUAGAAACAGUUAGUCCAUGCAAAGGUCUCACAUUUACUGUUUGGGAUGUGGGUGGUCAAACGAAAAUUCGUCCUUUGUGGAGGCAUUAUUAUCAGAAUAGCGAUGGUCUCAUAUACGUCAUCGAUUCCAACGACGCGGAAAGAUUUGGUGAAUCUCGAGAAGAACUUGGAGCAAUCUUGGAAUCGGAAGAAAUGAAAGGAGUUCCUGUACUUGUGUUAGCAAAUAAGCAGGAUCUUCCUCAUGCUGAACCGCUUGAUAAAAUGGUCGAAUCCCUUGGACUGCGAAAUUUGAAACAGGAAUGGCAUAUUCAAGCCUGCUGUGCAGUCACUGGAGACGGCAUUAUCGAGGGGAUGCACAAAUUCACCGAAUUAGUCAAAAGAUUCAAAAGAAGUCGUCAACAUUGGUAAUGUGUAUCAGAGCUAACGUGUAUUUUCAGCUUAUGGCAUUAAGAUCAUCUGGACCAAUAUCGCAAAAUAUGCAGCUCUACAUAAAACUUGGUAUUACUCUAAUAUCUAAAGUUUAGUGUUCAGUUUUUCAGCUUCCUACCAAUAUUCCUACUGCUAAUAAAGCGUGUUAUAAUCAAAACCUUGUGUCUUAAUUGCCUCAUAUAUUUUCUAUCAUUUUAUACUUUGUUAAACUAAAAUUUAUCUAGAUUGAUAUUUCAUUUAUUUUCUCUACCGGACUGAUUCAAAGUUAUCUAACUGUUUAAGUGCAUAAUGUAUAAAAGUUUUUUUUAAAGACUGUACAUUUUUAUAGGAUUUUAUAUCACAUUUAUUAUCUUAUAUUUGAGUUUUUUAAAAAUUUAUAUGUUGUAAUAUAAAUAUUUUAUAGUUAUUUUAUUUUAUCUUCAACUAUACAGUUAACCACGAAUUUUUAUAGCCAACAGAAUAUAAAGUGACUAAAUUGUAAAGCAACCAAAUGAAGUCACGUUUUAACAUUUCUAAUUAAUUGUUGCGUUUUAUCGAGUCCUUAUAAUAAACUGUUGAUUUUCUAUACAAAUUUCAUAUCGCCGAUUUCAAGCAGGACUGAACCAAAUGAGCCAUCUUCGUCCAUACCCACAAUGUCAAGAUAUAAUCCAAGACAACACUUCUUCAAAUGUAAAAGAUUCUUAUUAGUGCAAUUUAAAAGUUUAGACAAUUCCAUAAGAGUAUUGAUAAACGCAUAUCUAAUUUUAUCCUCAUAAACAGAAAUAAACAGAGAGCAACAAAGAGACGUCUUAUUGUCAAGUUACCACAACGCGCUUGAUAUACUGUUACUGCAUUUUAAUACUGAGCACGACUAUUCGUACAUUGUAUUGUUUAAUUGGCACA
Molecule: messenger RNA, 2009 nt
Organism: Styela clava
Lineage: Eukaryota; Metazoa; Chordata; Ascidiacea; Stolidobranchia; Styelidae
Molecular function (GO): GTP binding; GTPase activity
Source: RefSeq, a predicted model, not a curated record